Phycomyces blakesleeanus NRRL 1555(-) is the source of this 564-nucleotide messenger RNA. RefSeq lists its product as hypothetical. The transcript is spliced from 2 exons. Lineage: Eukaryota; Fungi; Mucoromycota; Mucoromycetes; Mucorales; Phycomycetaceae. The record is from RefSeq and is a predicted model, not a curated record. Bases 1 to 564 code for a protein of 187 amino acids.
AUGCUGGCAAAGAUUUUUGCUUUGAUGCGAAAAAAAUCUCAGGGGAUCAAUAAUUCUGAUGCAGAUUUAUCAUUAAAAAGAUCUUGCUUGAACACAGUUCAGGCUUCAUUGGGUGAUGGCCAUACCAUUGGCAAGGUUUACAAAAAAAUCUCAGAAGUCAAUACGUUUUUGCGUAGUGGCAAAACAAUUAUUACUUCUGAAGAUAUAGAAGCAGAAGCAAGCAAGGCUGUUGAACAAGCUCUCUCACCUGAUAGCUAUCCAGUCUUGAAUCAAUUAUUGCAAUCACACAUACAAGAAGAACAGCUGUAUGAGAAAUAUGAUAAAACACAAAGUGCAUAUUUUGAGGCAAACAGGUGUAUUAUCAAGUCUGUUGUAGAUUAUCUUUGUAAUCAGGCUGCGGACAAACUCAUUACACCAGGCAAAAUCAGAAGAAAGGUUUUGCAUUAUAUUUCAAGCCAAAAGUUAAAAGAAAAGAAGACUGACAAUCAAACUGCAGAAAUGAACCAAGUUGAAUGUCUUUCCCAAAGACAUGUUCAGAUAAUAAGUGCAUAUUUCUUAUCAUAA